UCCGUGACCCGGAAGUACUUUCUUUAAUGUUGCUGACAAGGCGUAUGUAAUACUGAUCGUUUCCAUGUGCCUGUAAUUUAAUAAAUAUUUCAAAGCUAAUCUGUGGCCAUUAAUAUACUGCAAAAAUGGGCAAAAAGGGUAAAAAAGAGCAGAAGAAAGUUAAAGGAGCAGAGAAGACAGCAGCCAAAAUGGAUAAAAAGAUUUCAAAAAGGUCGAAACGAGAAGAGGAGGACCUGGCAGCACUAAUAGCUGAGUUCCAGUCACUGGACGCCAAGAAGACAACAGUUGUGGAGACUGCCUGUGAACCACCCUCACCCAGAUUGAAUGCUUCUCUGUCCGCACACCCAGACAAAGAUGAGCUGGUAUUGUUUGGAGGCGAGUUCUUCAACGGUAAAAAGACAUACCUCUACAAUGACCUGUUCUUUUACAACAUAAAGAAGAACACUUGGGUGAAGUCAGAGAUCCCCAACCCUCCUCCACGACGCUGUGCUCACCAGGCAGUCGUAGUUCCUCAGGGAGGGGGGCAACUGUGGGUGUUUGGGGGGGAGUUUGCAUCACCUGAUGGGGAGCAGUUCUACCACUAUAAAGACCUCUGGGUGCUUCACCUCUCCACCAACACCUGGGAGCAGAUCAAAGUUCCAGGUGCCCCCUCUGGAAGGAGUGGACAUCGCAUGGUCCUUAGUAAGAGACAGCUGCUGGUGUUUGGAGGCUUUCACGAGAGUGCCAGGGAUUUCAUCUACUACAAUGAUGUGUACGCCUUCAGUCUGGACUCCUUUACCUGGAGUCGCCUCUCCCCCUCUGGAACUGGCCCCUCCCCUCGUUCUGCCUGCCAGAUGACCUCCACUCCUGACGGCUCCGGGGUCAUCAUCUAUGGGGGUUACUCCAAAGCGAAAGCUAAGAAAGAUGUGGAAAAGGGAACCAUCCACUCUGACAUGUUUCUGCUGAAGAGAGAUGGCAAAGAAGAACAAGAGAAGUGGUCAUGGUCCAGGAUAAGUCCAUCUGGGUCCAAGCCUAACCCCCGGUCGGGUUUCUCCCUGGCUGUUGGGCCCACUGGCCGGGCGCUUCUGUUCGGAGGGGUGUGUGACGAGGAGGAGGAUGAGACCCUGGAGGGGGACUUCUACAAUGAUCUCUACCUGUAUGACAUCAACAAGAACCGCUGGUUCCCUGCUCAGCUCAAAGGCUGUAAGUCAGAAAAGAAGAAGCGUCGACGGGGUAAAAAGGGCGGGGAGGAGGGCGAGGGUUCAGAGGUGACCCGGGACGAGACCGCGGCGCCGCAGGGGCCCGUGGAGGUCAUCAGGGAGGUUGUCACUGAAGACGGAACGGUCAUGACCAUCAAGGAGAUAAUCCCCGGUACAAAGACGGAGGAGGAGAGCGAGGGAGAGGAGGAGGAGGAGGAUGAGGAGGAUGAAGCGGCCUCGGCCAUCCUGGUGGAGCCCUGUGCUCGCUCCAGUGCCAUGGCGACUGUGAAACACGGGAAGCUGUAUUUGUAUGGGGGCAUGUUCGAGGUGGGAGACCGCCAGUUCACCCUCAAUGACCUGUACUGUCUAGACCUUCACAAGAUGGACCAGUGGGAGGUGCUGGUCGAGAUGGACCCCAAAACCCAAGAAUGGCUGGACGACUGUACUGACUCGGAGGACGAUGAUGAAGAGGAUGAGGAAGCUAAAGGAGGUGAUGAAGAUGAGGAAUCAGAAGAGGAAAGCGAAGACGAAGAUGAGGAGCACCCAUCAGUGCAGCCAGGGGAAGAACUGGAAGACUUCCAGAGUCGUACUGAACAGUACUGGGUAGCCCUGGCUCGGGCCAACAUGGGCCCAGAGGCCAAGGACAAGAAGGUCCAUAAAGUGGGCAUUGCCAUGGCCAAGGUUUUCUUUGAAGACCAGCGAUGAGCGUGUGAAUGUGUAAGACAGAAUUUUCCUUUUGUAUUUGUGUGUGUGUGUUUGAAUGGAUCAUGAUUGAGAGGGAACCUGGUGUAUGUCAUAGGGAGGGAUGUGCCUACUCCCUCCCCGUGACCCCAGAGUCCAAUUAAACAAUGUCUCUGUUCUGUUCUGUGCCUAAAUAAACCUCUGCCUUUGUACAGUAGACCUAACUCUAUUGGUUUGUACAGUAGACCUAACUCUAUUGGUUUGUACAGUACACCUAACUCUAUUGGUUUGUACAGUACAUCGAACUAUUGGUUUGUACAGUAGACCUAACUCUAUUGGUUUGUACAGUAGACCUAACUCUAUUGGUUUGUACAGUAGACCUAGCUCUUUUGUAGGGCUGCAAGAUUUGGAUAAAAUAUUGAAUUGCGAUUUCUUUGACAAAUAGGCCUAUUACAAUUACGGUAAUGAUUUGCGAUUUUCAAACAUGGGUGUGAACAGCGUAGAUAAUCUCACUUAAAAAUAGAGAUCAUAGCAUACAUAAUGUGCUAUUGAACUGAAUACAAAUCAAGUUAAAGUUAAGUGUUUUCUAUUUUACUCGUAUUACCAAUUUGAAGGUGCAGACUGUGUCGAACUAUUCGUUUAACUGCUCAUUUAAUGCAAUGGUGUUUGUAGCAUUUGCUAUGUUUGUGCCUUUGCCAUAGCUGCUUAGGUAACAUUUCUCAACCCUUGAGGUAUAUUUUGCUAGCAGUUGCAGUAUUAACUAAAACUAACACUGAAAAACCAUCAAGUAUUUAAACAAAAUUAGUCUAGGUAUUUAAGUUAUUUACAAAAAUACCUACAGCAUCCGCAAGAAAAACUAUUACGGACGUACAAUGCAUGCCCGUUGCCUCGCUUGUAACGCAUAUCAUUCACCUUUUUUGGAGCUGAAAAUCGCGCAAGUUGCCGAUUGUGAUAUUGAACAUAUCAAUAUCGUAAUCUCGAUUAAUUGUGCAGCCCUACAUUUCGGUUUGGACAGAGACCUAAAUCUCUUGGUUUGUAAUUUGGACAAGUGUGAUCUGCACCAGCAAACAAAGUUUUUGUUUUAUUUUCAUAUCUUCAAAGAAAAUGGUAAAAAACUUGUUAUUGUCACCCCCUUGAAUGAUACAUUUUUAACCACUUUCACAUUAAAUUUCCAGAAGUAAA
This is a messenger RNA of Esox lucius (northern pike), 3041 nucleotides long. RefSeq names its product kelch domain containing 4 (gene klhdc4). Gene Ontology annotation, molecular function: protein binding. NCBI's taxonomy places the organism in Eukaryota, Metazoa, Chordata, Actinopteri, Esociformes, Esocidae. The record is from RefSeq and is a predicted model, not a curated record. Bases 126 to 1883 code for a protein of 585 amino acids. The transcript has 12 exons.